UGACUGAUAUGAUAAGAAUGUGUGUGCCGGAUAUUGAUUCAACAGCAGUCAGUCAGCAGUGCGUUACCACGGUGAGCUCUCCUCCUGCCGUGGCCCAUUGAGAUCUAAGAGCGAACUCUCACAUCGAGAUCAUGGAGGCAAAAUCAUGUCCAGCGUGCAGAAACCCUUGGAAUCAUGAAGAUCAUCUUCCAGUGAUGUUGCCUGCUUGUGGACACAGCUUCUGCAAGAAUUGUCUUGUAAUGAUGCAUAAACAUGACAAGUGUAGUAGGUGCCCCACAUGCAGGAAGGAGUACAAAGAUAUAAAGCCUGAAGAUCUUCCAGCAAACUUUGCCUUACUGGACCUUAUUGACUCAAGUGCGCAGGAUGGACCUGGACCAAACCCCGGAUCUCCUGACGUACUGCCUAGUGGAUCUCCUAGUGAGCCUCCUAAACGUGAUUCUGGAAAGGGUAUACCUGUUUGUGCUGCUGGAGGAGCUGUUGGAGGACUAACUGCAGUGGCUGCAGUACCUGCUGGAGUGACAGCUGUUGGAUUUACUUCCUCAGGCAUUACUGCUGGUUCCUUGGCUGCAAAAAUGAUGUCUUUAUCUGCCAGGUUUUAUGGAGGAGGGGUUCCUGCACGUGGUGUGGUAGCUACACUCCAGUCAAUAGGGGCUGUUGGACUAGGUGUGACUGGAACUGCUAUUUUUGGUGUUAUUGGAGUAGCUGCAGGUGUACUGGCUGCCAAGGUGAUUCAUGAAACAUAUCGCAAAGAGGAAAAAGAUGAUGAACCUAGAAAAGGAAAUUAGAAAAAAACAUGCAAAACACUGCAAAUAUACACACACACACACACACACACGAGUAGUUUAAAGCAAAGUUUGACCAAUUGAGACUCAGAGAUGGGACCACAUGAGUGUAGCUUGCUUCCUGCAUAUCACAAUUAGGGAAAUACACACACACACAGGCACACACUUUGGGGAAAACAAUUGUAAUAAAUCACGGCUUAUUUUAAGAUAUUCAUUAUUUAUUUAAAAAUCUGUAAUAAAAUACCUUUUUAUUAUCUGUAAAUCUUUGUAAUAAGGCACAGCAUAUACUGCAAGAUAUUGAAGUAAUAGCAAGAAUAAAGAAGUAAUGAAGGUUUUUACUAAGUAGUAUUCAAAUUCAGUAAAUAUUGUGUAACAAACUUUUUCAUGCAAUUAUAACAAAAGGAUAAUAAAAUCUAGUAUAACAAUAUAAAAGUUUCAAUAUACUCCAACAUGUCAAAAUACUUACAAAAUUUCUAGGUUCUUUUCUAGUUUUCAUAAUUGAGCACCUUAUACUGACCUAAUGAAAGGCACAAAGUAUACCAAAGUGAAGCUGUCAAAGGCUUUCAACACUCACAAUUAAUGACUUUCAUAGAGAUUGUACGAGUAUUUCCCUAUGUAGUUUUAUGAGCCUAGUGAUGGUUUGACGAGACUUUUGCACUAUGAAUGUGAAUAACACUUUAA
Molecule: messenger RNA, 1463 nt
Organism: Eriocheir sinensis (Chinese mitten crab)
Lineage: Eukaryota; Metazoa; Arthropoda; Malacostraca; Decapoda; Varunidae
Product: interferon alpha-inducible protein 27-like protein 2B
Exons: 1
Coding region: 132-785 (217 amino acids)
Biological process (GO): apoptotic signaling pathway
Cellular component (GO): membrane; mitochondrion
Source: RefSeq, a predicted model, not a curated record